Molecule: messenger RNA, 716 nt
Organism: Serpula lacrymans var. lacrymans S7.9
Lineage: Eukaryota; Fungi; Basidiomycota; Agaricomycetes; Boletales; Serpulaceae
Exons: 2
Coding region: 151-687 (178 amino acids)
Source: RefSeq, a predicted model, not a curated record
CACUCACCUUAGAUUGAACUGAAAAACAGUCAGUUGUCGCCAACACUAUGCCAUCGAACGGCAAAAAACGACGACGUGAUUCUACACCCAUUGUUGAAGAGACUUCGUCAUCCGAGAAUAGCUCAAAACCUUUGGUCACUAGGCUCACCCAUGAAUCUUACAAUGUCGCGAGUGAUGGAGCAUUAUGAUGGUCUCCGAGGGUUCCACAAAUAUUUGCGAAGGUUCCUGGCUGCCAACUGUGAUGUAGCAAAUGCUGAAGAUCCCAUUACUAUUAUAAAUUAUCAGUGCAUAUACAUUAAAUAUCAAUCCAUGGAAGAUUGGAACGAAGGAUGCGAUAUUCUCCGAUGUAACCCCAGCUUCAAUCAAGAACCACGUUUCGACUUCGUUCUUGUCAACACGGACACCCCAGAGCCAACCCCUGCUCGACUCAAAAAGCUGAUCAGAAUAUUUACUCAACAUUCUUCAUUUGACAUUGCAGUGGUCAAGAUGCUCAAGCUUUCGGCUGGAAACCCAAGGACUAGGUGGACGGGCGCUCGGCUGUAUGAUGAAGCCAGAGAUUUUGAGCUAGUAAAAGCAGAGUACUUGGUUCGGGGAGUUCAUAUGAUCAAUGCGUUUGAUCUCAAGGAGGGGAGCUUUUAUUUAAACGAUUUAAUUGACGGCGACAUGUUUUUACGUUUUGGGAAUUGAUAUUAAUACUUUUACAUUUUGUCUAUCAA